AUGAGAACCUCUCUUGGAGGCCCACCUUUCCGCUUCCUGUGCCCAACGAUCUUUAUUUCAUUUCUUCUUACUCUCGUUUCUUUUCCUUCAGUCCUUCGGCUUUCUGUCCUUCAUCUAAAUCGAAUAUUUAAGAUGUCUGGGGUAUUUUUUUUUUUUUACUUCCUUGCAUUCAUUCGAACACAUUCCCUUCCUUGCUGGCGUUCCUUCAUUCGUUCUUUUAAUCAAUCACUUUUUCAUUUUCUUUCUUUUUUUUCAUUCUUACUGGUCUUUAUUUUCACUUUCAUUUUUUUUUUUUUUUCAUCAUACGGUAUUUUCAUCUACCUUUCCUUCUUUUCUAGAUUUUUUUUUUUUACCUUUCUUCUUUCUUUCCUUGCUUUCUUUUUUCUCUCCUUUUCUUUUUCAUCCCUCCUUUCUCUAGUUCAAUCAGGCUUUCUUUCCUUUCUUUCUCCAUUUCUACUUUUCCAUAUUGAACAUCUUCUUUCCCGCCAUUUUUUAUUUUUCUUUCCUUUUUUAUUGAUGCUUUUUUCAUUCUUUCUUUCUUUCUCCCUUUCUUUCUUUCUCCCUUUCUUUCUUUUUUCUUUCUUUCUUUCUUUCUUUCUUUUUUCCUUCUUUCUUUCUUUUUCAUUCUUUCUUUCUUUCUUUCUUUCUUUCUUUUUCAUCUUUCUGCCUUUAGUUCAAUUCAUUUUCUACACUUCUGCAUUCAUUAAAUGUUCUUCUCUAUCUAUUUCUUUCUUUUUUCUUUCAUUCUUUCAUUUGGUUCAUUUCUGUCUGUCUGUCUGUCUGUCUGUCUGUCUUUCUUUCUUUCUUUCUUUCUUUCUUUCUUUCUUUCUUUCUUUCUUUCUUUCGUUAUUUCUUUUUUCUUUCUUUCUUAUUCCUUUUUCCUUCAGUUCAUUUUCAUCGCCUAUACUUAUACAUAAAUGCUCUACUUUAAUCUUUUUCUUUUUUUCUUUCUUUCUUUCUUUCUUUCUUUCUUUCUUUCUUCUCGUUUUUCAUUCUUUGUAUAAAUUCCAUCUUCUCUUCGCAUUAUUCAAUUUUGCCUCUCUUCCUUGUUGGCUCUGUGUCAGGCGGAAGCCUCAUAUGCCGUUGUGA
Molecule: messenger RNA, 1089 nt
Organism: Acanthosepion pharaonis
Lineage: Eukaryota; Metazoa; Mollusca; Cephalopoda; Sepiida; Sepiidae
Source: the annotation of a GenBank genome assembly